This is a messenger RNA of Boleophthalmus pectinirostris (great blue-spotted mudskipper), 2105 nucleotides long. RefSeq names its product NudC domain containing 3 (gene nudcd3). NCBI's taxonomy places the organism in Eukaryota, Metazoa, Chordata, Actinopteri, Gobiiformes, Gobiidae. Gene Ontology annotation, biological process: protein folding. The coding region runs from base 381 to 1457 and encodes 358 amino acids. The record is from RefSeq and is a predicted model, not a curated record. Gene Ontology annotation, cellular component: cytoplasm. The transcript has 6 exons.
CAUUUUCUGUCGGACAUAUGUGCAGUUGUGCAGCCCGGAACCAUUUCAAAUUAAAACAAAUAAUGGGCAAAUAUUGUUUUGAAAGUGUGCUACUGUGGUUUUAUCUCAACCUAUAUAAAUGAGUCUAACUAAACAUAUUAAAGAUAAGUUGUUUUGAGGGUGCUUAAUGUUUGAUCCAGUGAUCUUAUUUUCUGGUAGAAUGUAAAUAUUUUUAAUUUGAAUUGGCGUCACCGGAGGUACUUUUGUUCUGGAAGGAGCUUGGUUUGGUCUCUAAUCUUUAUCAACAACUGCCCGUAUUAUUGGUAAAGCAUAAUUUUUUUACUCUCUUAUACAGCAUUUCUUCAGCAGCUUCUCAAAGCUGAUAAAGGUCUUAACCGGGGAUGGCAUCGUCGUUGGAAAUGACAGAAAUGUACGAUAACGCCCUGUUGGGCAUACUGCAGCAUGUUGGAAAUAUACAGGACUUUCUGCAGGUCUACUUUGGCUUUUUAUAUCGCAAAACAGACUUUUAUCGGCUUAUGUCAAGUUCGAACGAUAAAAUGGGAUUUCCUCCCGGUGUUGCUGAGAAAAUGGUGCUAAAGACAUUUAAGUUGUUUGAGAAAGUGGCAGAGCGGGACAGGGAGAGACAGCUGAGUGAGCUUCAGAGAAGAGAGGAGGGCAGAACUGUUCCUCCUGCUGUCCAGGAGCUGGAAGUCUCCUCAGAUCCCCCAAAACAAUCAGCACAUCCAAGAACAGAAGAGGCACAUAUAGACACAACUUCAAAAGAGGAGGUUGGUCAUUCUCCAGCACCCACUGCUCCAGUGCAGGAUGCUCAGCCCUUUAAUAGUCCUGCAGAGCAGUCAGCUGAAGGAGACCAAGCAGCUGCUGCUGAUCCGUCAAAUGAGACUCAGAAAUACCAGUCAGACCCAGACAGUUACAAUGGGGCAGUAAGAGAAAACUACAGCUGGUCCCAGGAUGCCACUGAUGUGGAGGUUCGUGUGUUUGUGCCAAAGACAAUUGUGAAGGGCAGACAGGUGUCAGUAAACCUGCAGAGUGGCAGUGUGUCUGUGAGUGUAAAGGAUGGAGCUGAGCAGAAAACAUUGAUGGAAGGAGAGUUCACCCACAAAAUCAACACUGAAAACUCUCUGUGGAGCUUGGAGCCUGGAAAAUGUGUGGUUCUAUCACUUAAUAAAACGUCUGACAUUUGGUGGUGGAAUGCAGUGCUGAAAGGAGAAAAGGAAAUAGACAUCAAUGAGAUUAAUCGUGAGCGAUCUAUGGCAACGGUUGAUGAAGAGGAGCAUGCUGUUUUGGACCGACUCACAUUUGAUUACCAUCAGAAACUUCAAGGCAAACCACAGAGUCAUGAACUGAAAGUUCAUGAGAUGCUAAAGAAAGGUUGGGAUGCCGAAGGAUCACCAUUCAAAGGCCAGGAGUUUGACCCCUCCAUGUUUGACAUCCCCUCUAGUGCAGUGCAGUUUUGAGGCACACCCUGAUUACAAGCCAAAUAUGAACUGUAAUGUACUAAACCUUAACACACAUUUGAACAGUGUGAAACUGACUCCUUCUUUGGCAAUAAGAAGCAUUGGUAGUAAUUUAUUAUUUCAGCAGUGCCUGUAUGCUAAAGAAUUGUAAUGUUACGAAGUGAAAUUUGACCACCUCAAUGUUGCUGCAACAUGCUGAUACUUAAGUCUUUCUUUAUCCAUAUCCUCUUUUAGAAUCUAAGUGUUUAUUAACACUGUUGUACAAAAGUGCAGAAAACCCUAUUUAUUUUUCUACUAUAUAACUGGAAAUGUGCUUCUGUAAAUCUACUAGCCAUAUACAGUUUGUGUUUAGGUUAUCUGGAAAUACUGCACUGUACAACUGCGUAAUUUACAACGCACUUCAUUUGCAUUCUAAAAUAUGAUUAUAAUGAUAGAAAGCAAGACAGUGGAUGCUCAAAACAUCUGGUCCUGAAAAAUCAACACAGAAAAUCUUCAGUGCUUGUUUGUUUUAUUGCUUGUGUUUAAAUUGUUAUAAAAACUAUUGAGCUGUGAUUGAGUUAUGAGGUAUGUGAUCUACACGGCAAAUGGAAUAAAUUGGUAGAUUAUGUGUCAAUGGAGGUGUAAUAAAAUGUAUGAAAUAGUUUGGUA